AUGUCUACCAGUCCGUCUCCUUCCGCCAGCGGCGACACCAAGAGCGAUCAGAUUCACUUCCGUUUCUGUCGCGAAUGCUCGAACUUGCUUUACCCGAAAGAAGACCGUGUCAACAACCGCCUGAUGUUUACGUGCCGAACAUGCCACGUCGGAGAACCGGCUACCUCGUACUGCGUCUAUCAACACAAGCUGAACAGUCAAGUGGGAGACACUGCGGGUGUGACUCAGGAUGUGGGAUCUGAUCCUACGCUUCCACGAUCCAACAAGCUCUGCCCGAGCUGCGGUGAGACCGAAGCGGUAUUUUUCCAGUCUCAGCAGCGAUCUGCUGAAACGGGGAUGAAACUCUACUACGUCUGCUGCGCUUGUGGUAACGUCUUCAUGUGA
Aspergillus chevalieri is the source of this 384-nucleotide messenger RNA. RefSeq names its product DNA-directed RNA polymerase II core subunit RPB9 (gene RPB9). Gene Ontology annotation, cellular component: RNA polymerase II, core complex. Lineage: Eukaryota; Fungi; Ascomycota; Eurotiomycetes; Eurotiales; Aspergillaceae. Bases 1 to 384 code for a protein of 127 amino acids. The transcript is spliced from 4 exons. Gene Ontology annotation, biological process: transcription initiation at RNA polymerase II promoter; maintenance of transcriptional fidelity during transcription elongation by RNA polymerase II; DNA-templated transcription. The record is from RefSeq and is a predicted model, not a curated record. Gene Ontology annotation, molecular function: DNA-directed RNA polymerase activity; nucleic acid binding; zinc ion binding.